Molecule: messenger RNA, 1044 nt
Organism: Theileria orientalis strain Shintoku
Lineage: Eukaryota; Apicomplexa; Aconoidasida; Piroplasmida; Theileriidae
Product: replication factor C subunit
Exons: 2
Coding region: 1-1044 (347 amino acids)
Biological process (GO): DNA repair; DNA-templated DNA replication
Cellular component (GO): DNA replication factor C complex; nucleus
Molecular function (GO): DNA binding; ATP binding; DNA clamp loader activity
Source: RefSeq, a predicted model, not a curated record
AUGAGUACAGCUUUGGGAGCACCCUGGGUCGAGAAAUACAGGCCUGAAACUUUCCAAGAUAUCAUUUCCCACGAGGACAUCAUGUCCACCCUGAUGGUUUUCGCUGAGAAAGGGCAACUUCCUCACUUGCUGUUCCACGGGCCUCCAGGUGCCGGGAAGACUUCUACAAUCAUGGCCAUCGCUCGCUAUUUGUACGGAAGUCAGCGCAACGGCUUCGUUUUAGAGCUUAACGCCUCCGACGAGAGGGGUAUUGACACGGUCAGGGAGCAAAUUAAGUCUUUUUCUGAGACUUCGAACACUUUUUCGAGCACGUCCGCCAACGAGGACCCUCCGCGCACGACCCUGAAGCUGAUCAUCCUCGAUGAGGCUGACCAGAUGACCAACGCUGCUCAGAACGCCCUGAGGAGGAUCAUGGAGAUAUACUCGAACAACGUUCGCUUCUGCCUGAUUUGUAACUUCAUGAACAAGAUCAUUCCUCCCAUUCAGUCCAGGUGCACUGGGUUCCGCUUCCAGCCCCUCAAGCCUGAGCUCGUGCGGCAGAAGAUAAAGGACAUUGCCGCGAUUGAGAAGGUGAGCGUUUCCGAGUGUGCCCUUGACACUCUGGUUGACAUUGGCCAGGGCGACAUGAGGCGCGUGCUCAACUGCCUUCAGGUCACCGCAAUGUCCUAUGCCAAGGGCUCCGACGUCGUCAUCGACUCCAACCUCAUUUUGGCAACUUCCGGGCUCCCCAAAACGCUUGAAAUAGACCACCUGCUUCAGAGUCUAAUGCAAAAUUCUUUCAAGGAGUGCGUCGAUGAGUUAAAUGAGCUCCACCACACUAAGGGCUACUCGGUUGAGGACUUAGUUAGGGGCGUUUACAAGGCAGUUCUCAAAAUCGACUGGCCGAACGUGCCAGUAAUUCAACUUCUAAUACGCCUUGCUGAUAUCGAGGAGCGCCUUUCUUCUGGUGCCAACACUUCAAUUCAAAUAGCUGCUCUUGUGAGUUCCUUCGCCGAGGCGCGCUAUGAGAUAGAGAAAAUCAAGUUUGAUAUAAAAAACUCAUAA